Messenger RNA from Macrosteles quadrilineatus (aster leafhopper), 3846 nucleotides. RefSeq lists its product as uncharacterized. The coding region runs from base 1 to 3846 and encodes 1281 amino acids. Gene Ontology annotation, biological process: DNA replication. Lineage: Eukaryota; Metazoa; Arthropoda; Insecta; Hemiptera; Cicadellidae. The record is from RefSeq and is a predicted model, not a curated record. The transcript has a single exon. Gene Ontology annotation, molecular function: DNA binding; DNA-directed DNA polymerase activity; nucleotide binding.
AUGACCGACGUAAGUAGCUUAGCUGUUCAAGCAGUAGAUUCUAAUGAACCUGUAGUAGAUUCUAAUGAACCUGUAAAUAUAGUAGAAGAUUCUGUUGAAGUAGUUGUCCCUGUAAAUAUUUUAGAUAAACAUGAGAACUAUGUAAAGAAAUUUAGAAUUCAUGGAAUUAAUACUGUUUUUAAGUUUUCUAAUCCUCCUGUUGAAACUAGUGAGAUUGAUUGGCUAAGACAAGGGUUUGGUCAAAUUGUCAAUGAAAUGAAAGAAGUUUGUGAGGAGGGUGACCAAUUGGGAUUUACUUUGCGAUCACUUAACCUAAAAAGUAAAGAGGGGUUUGUUGCUUUUCGCCCAGCAAAUGAAGUUAACGAGGAUGUUUUGUGGCAAAUCUUUGGAGGUAUAGUACAAAGUAAUUCUGAAUUCAUCAAGUCCACAGAUACAUUUCAAGUUGAAUGUACUCGAGUUAAUCUUCCUGUAGGAUUGGGGGGCCGCAAAAGACCUGGCUUGUUUAAUACCUUUGAUGAUGAAUGUAAAGAAAGGAAAGGGAUUGUUGUGAUAAAUAACAAAGAUAACUUGUGUCUUCCUCGUGCUAUUGUAGUGGCUAUAGCUAAUGUAACUAAAGAUCUUGAAUACAAAGCUGUUAGACAAGAUGCUAAGAAAAGACAGACUGUUAGAGCUCAAGAACUUGUAUGUAGAGCUAGAGUUGAGAUGCCGGAGGGUGGAGCAGGUAUUUCUGAACUUGAAAAAUUCCAGGACUUGCUUAAAGAUUAUAAAAUCACUGUGUACAACUACAAUGCUAAAGGUAGGGAUGUUUACUUUGAGGGAAAUGUAGAGAAUCCCAAGUUCAAAAUUAACUUGUUGUUUCAUAACCGUCACUAUAAUGUAAUUACUAGUCUGACAGCUGCUUUUGCAUGUGUGUACUUUUGUGAUGCCUGCCAUGUCCCGUAUGAUCACAAAGGUGAGCAUCGUUGUUCAAAUAUUUGCCCACAGUGUCAGACCAUCUCACCCCCUUGUGUAGAGGAGCAUGGGGGAAUCUUGUGUCCUAAAUGUAACAUGACUUAUAAAAACCAACACUGUUUCAUUGCACACAAAACUGAUAAGUGUAAAAAUGUAAAGAAAUGUCUUGAUUGUGGGAAACUAGUUUGGCUUAAAGAGAGGUCCAAGCCUCACAAGUGUGGGGAAGUGUAUUGUAAGCCUUGUGGAGAAUUUAAAGAUUCUAACCAUAAAUGUUAUAUGAAACCCAAUAAGGGUAAACCUAAAUCUAAAGACUAUGUUUUUAUUUUCUUUGAUCUGGAAACCCGCCAGGAUGAGUCCCUGCCCUCUGAUCCUGAAAGUAAAUUGCAUAAAGUAAACUUGUGUGUCUGUCAGCAGUUUUGUUACCGGUGUAUUGAGGGGAAAUUCUGUAUAUCAUGUAAAAAUCGUACACGUGUGUUUGACUCUGACUCUAUCAACCGGUUUAUGAACUAUGUAAUGUAUGUGAGGAAACAGUUUAAAAAUGUCUGUGUAAUUGCACAUAAUGGGCAGGGUUUUGAUUUUCAAUUCUUGCUAAAGUACUUGUUGGAAGAAACAAAAUUCACACCAGAACUUGUAAUAAGGGGAACCAAAAUUAUCUUAAUGAAAAUUGACAAUGUAAGGUUUGUGGACUCACUUAGCUACUUCCCUAUGGCUCUGUCUGCUCUGCCUAAAGCCUUUGACCUACCUCCAGAGAAAAAGAAAGGUUAUUUUCCCCACUUGUUCAACACAUUGGCAAACCAAAACUAUGUAGGUCCUAUGCCACCCAAAGAGUACUAUUGUCCCGAAUCUAUGUUUGAAAAAUCCCACAAUGACUUUGACAAAUGGUAUAGUGAACAGAUUGCUAACAACUAUAAAUUUAAUUUAAAAAAGGAGUUGCAGGAAUACUGUAUGUCAGAUGUUGAUAUCUUGGCUCAAGCCUGUCUAAAGUUCCGCUCAAUCUUUCUAAAAGAGUGUAAUGUUGACCCAUUUCUCGAGGCUGUUACCAUUGCGAGUGCCUGUAAUCUAGCUUUCCGCCGUAAUUUUCUGAAACCCAACACUAUUGGCAUCAUCCCUAAGAACGGUUAUCGGUUAGUAGACAAUCAAUCGGUAAUUGCACUCCAAUGGCUUUCUUGGGUUGAGGAAACCAAUGGGAUUAGGAUUGAUCAUGCUGGACGAGGCAAAGAAGUCAAAGUUAAUGGGGUGAAGGUAGAUGGGUUUGAUGGUAGAAACAUAUACGAGUUCCACGGAUGUUACUGGCACGGGUGCCCUAAAUGUUUUAAUUACAACCGUCACGCCCCCUUGAAGGAAGAUCCCUCUGAUUUAUUUCAUCUCCGUUAUGAGAGAACUAUGGCUAAAAACGCCAAGUUUACAGAACACGCGCUGGUAGAGAUGUGGGAAUGUGAAUUCUGUAAGAUUAAAAAGGAUCAAAAACUAAAUCAUCUAGACAGUCUGCCUAUCUUGAACAAUCUCCCAUUAGACCCACGACAGUCUUUUUUUGGAGGUAGGACAGGCAACGCGAAAUCCUAUCACAAAUGUGCUGAGGGGGAAACUAUUCAAUAUGUUGAUGUUUGCUCUCUCUAUCCAUAUGUUUGUAAGUAUGGGAAGUACCCUGUAGGCCACCCAACUAUCUAUGUAGGGGAUAGGGAGUGUCGUGAGAGAGGUAUGGAAGUAGAGGGGUUGUUAAAAUGUAAAGUUUUGCCGCCUCAUGAUCUCUAUCACCCUGUACUCCCUACAAAAAUGAAUGAUAAAUUGAUGUUUGUGUUGUGUAGGACAUGUGGGGAAAUGAUGUACCAAGGGGAGUGUAAUCAUGAUAGUGAUAAUAGGGCACUAGUUGGGACUUGGACUAUGGAUGAGAUUAGGAAAGCUGUAGAGAAAGGGUAUAUUGUACUGUACAUGUAUGAAUUGUGGGAGUAUCAGGUAGCGACUUAUGAAAAUAGGGGCUUGUUCACUGAUUUUAUUAAUACAUUUCUUAAGAUGAAACAGGAAGCUUCGGGCUAUCCAGAGUGGUGUAAGACUGAGGAGGAUAAAAAUAAAUAUAUUGCAGAGUAUUUGAGACAUGAGGGAAUCAAGCUGGAGAAAGAAAAGAUUGUUAAGAAUGGGGGUUUGAGGUCUUUGGCAAAAUUAAUGUUAAAUAGUUUUUGGGGAAAAUUUGGCCAGAGGGAGAACCAGACUAAAGCUACAAUUGUUAGGGACUCUAAAACCCUCUUUCAAAUGUUCUCAUCCUCUGAAAUUAAAGUGAAUAGGCUCCAGACUGUCAAUGAUGAGGUUGUAGUUGUUUCCUGGGAGUAUUUGGAAGAAGUUGGGGAGCCUCUCAGUAAUGUAAAUGUUUGUAUCGUGGCUUACACUACCUCGCAAGCUAGACUCAAGCUCUAUGAACAUCUUGAUGCCUUAGGAGCUCAAGUAUUGUAUUAUGAUACAGAUAGUGUUAUAUUCUAUCACCGCCAAGGUCUGUAUAGAGUCCCUAUAGGAGAUUACCUUGGUGAAAUGACAGAUGAAUUGACAGAUUAUGGACCCGGUUCCUACAUCACUGAACUUGUCUCUGGGGGACCUAAAACUUAUGCGUACCUUGUCUGGUCAACCAAUCAACAGAAAUUGAUCCCAGUUUGUAAAAUCAAGGGCCUCACCCUCAACUUUAAAACAUCAAAAGUUGUAAACUUUGAAAAACUGAGAGAAAUGGUCCUAAGUGAAGUAAAACAGUCAAUUGAAAUUGAAGAAAGUAGAAUCAGAAAAACAAAAGAUAGAGACGUCGUUACGAUUGCAGAGAGCAAAGUGUUUAGGAUCACUGGCCCAAAAAGAAGGUAUGAAGGAGAGUAUGACACUCUACCUUUUGGUUUUAGAAAAGUCCAAAGAGACUUGUAA